UCCUAGUUUUUUGUAAUUGGCGGCCAUCUUGUUUUGUGAUUUUGCAUUGGUGAACGAAUAAAUAAUUAUAUCUGUCAUAGCUGUUGUUUUCGUAAAAUUGUUACGAAACUCCAGUAUCAUAUUUGUGUAGCGGUCACAUCAGCUACUAGCUGGACUUUUCCAUUCUAAAGGGAUCGAGAAUACCUGUGCCAUUAGUUACCUGAAAGUUUUGCAAGUAUUGACUCUGACUGAACUGUGCGUACACAAUAUUUAUAUGUGUGUGUUGGUGUUUACGCGGGUAAUUUUCAAUUCUGACUAAAAGAAAAUGAUGGGAAAGCGAAUGCACCACAACAGUAAAGGCAGAAUGAGUAGUAAAGGCUAUGAUAAUAGUAAACCUUCAAGUCCUGGAGUGUCACCUUACAAUAAACCUUCCAAAAUACCAGGCGGAGUGUCUCUAGGAAAGACAAAAGUAGAUAAUUUGUGUCCAAUACCAUACAUAAGGCAACAGGAUAAUGCUGUAACUUUGCCAAGAUUGACUGGAAUUUUAGCAAGAUCUGCUGAUGAACCCAUUGGUAUGGAUGAACUAGAUGCUUUACAAUUGGAGUUGGAAUCCCUUCUAUGUAACACUGCAUUACGAAUCAGAUAUUUUCAGGGAGAAAUAGAAAGCAUUGAUACCAAUGAAUCAAAAAGAGAAAAGAAAAACAAAGCUGCUGGUAAACAAUUACAGUAUCCCAUAAAAAGGAAAUUCCCUGAAGACAAGUUGGUAAAAACUAAAGAUUGCACAAAACUAUCCAACCAACCAAAGGUCCCUAAACUAAAAAGUUUUGGGGGAUCUUCAGGUGUUGCACAGAAUUAUUUAAAUGAUAACAUUAAUUCUGAAAAUUCAGUUAAAUUGGAUUUAUCUCAACUAACAUUACCAAAGAACAAUAUCCCUUACAAGUUUUGGAAUUCUGUGGAGCCGUACUGUGCACCUGUGACGUUGGAUGACAUUAGAUUCCUUGAAUCUCUAAUGGUGCAGAGUAGCAAUACAACUCUACCACCAAUCCCACCACUGGGAAAACAUUAUUCUGAAGUGUGGGCAGAUGAGCAUAUCUCAGAAGAUCAGAAUGCUUCAAAUCCAAACAAACAGAGAGCCUCUGGGUGGUCCCCUGAUGCUUCAAAUUUAAGGAAGAAGUUUGAAAAAUCUUCAGACAAUAAUAUGAUAACUGGUCCAUUGACUCAAAGGCUGGUUUCAGCUUUGAUGGAAGAGAAUGUGAUGCCUUAUGAAGUCCCUGAUAUCAAAGUAAAACAGACAACAAACACAAAGAAUUCAUACAAGAACUCAUUGACCUUAGAGAAAUGUUUGAGAAAGGAAUUGGUAGAGCAGGGUAUUUUGGACCCUGAAGAUCUACCCCCACUCACUAACCCCGCUGAUGAUGAAAUUUUGGCAGAAAUUAAAAAAUGCCAAACAGAAUUGACUGCAGUGAGAAAAGAAAAUUGUCGUAAUCUCAAAAAUCUGAUUGGUUUGUGUAAACAAGAAAUGAUAAGAUUGAAUCUAAAGAAGCAGCUUGAUCAAGUAGAUAUGGAAUGUAUUGACACAUAUAAGAAGAUGGUUGCUGCAAAACAAAAGAAGAGACCUAUUACCAAAAAGGAAAAGGAAGAUGCUUGGAGAGCAAUAAAUGAACAGAUAAGAUUAAAUAAAGAAAUUAAUGCCUUGCCUUUGACUGGACCAAAUACUAGUUAAACUAUUAUUAUCAAACAUAGUUGUUAGGUAUAUGCCUAAUAUUGCUUAAACGCUUGGUUAUUAUUAUUGGUUAUAAUUCAAUUAAAAUUGAUUUGGAAA
Bicyclus anynana (squinting bush brown) is the source of this 1801-nucleotide messenger RNA. RefSeq names its product transcriptional adapter 3-B (gene Ada3). Lineage: Eukaryota; Metazoa; Arthropoda; Insecta; Lepidoptera; Nymphalidae. Gene Ontology annotation, molecular function: transcription coactivator activity. Bases 305 to 1702 code for a protein of 465 amino acids. The transcript has a single exon. Gene Ontology annotation, cellular component: SAGA complex. Gene Ontology annotation, biological process: regulation of transcription by RNA polymerase II. The record is from RefSeq and is a predicted model, not a curated record.